AUGUCUUCGCCACUUUACCGCGAGUACACAGCAGUGCUGAUCGGUGGGACGGGCCGCCUUGGAAGCCACUUAGUCCGAAGCUUCCUCCUGUCCCCUUUGUGUAGCCGGCUGGUCUCCAUAGGCCGACCCGGGCAUGCUGAGAGGCUCAACAACUUCAUCACCACUAAGAUGGGCAACGCUGGAGCAAAGUCUAAAUUGAAAACAAUUGACAUUGCUGAGGACUUGUCGGAUUUGCCGGCCGCUUUGAAGGAGUAUGGAACAGGCGCUGAGCUUGCGGUCUCCGCUCUUGGAGCUAGAGGAGGCAGGUACGGUUCAGCAAGCCCUGCAGACCUCUUCCGCCUUGACGUCGCUACCAAUUUGAGUUUCGCCGAAACCGCCGCCCAACAACUCGGCGCUUCCCAUGUGGCUCUCAUGAGCCACGUUAGUGCCAAUUACAGCAACAAGACGACUAGUGACGACGCAAUGCCCGGCAACUUCAGAGAGGCUAAAGGCCUUCUCGAGUACAGAAUCGAGACUUCCGAGGUGCUGAAGUCUUUGGGUACUCGAGUAUCGCUAUUCAAGCCCGCCUUGAUCACAGGGGAACCUUCUGAUCAAUGCGAGGCCCCGCCAGCAGUGAGUACCUCCUCCUCAUCGUCGGUGAAGGAACGACUGAUACAAGCGUUGUAUCCAAUUAAAGCUCAGUUUAUGCGGACACAAUAUCGAGAGAUCAGCGCUGAUCAUCUGGCAUUAGCGGUGAGGAUCAAUCAUGAGAUGUGCGUACCGUCAGAGGGGGUAUCGAUGGAGCCGUUGGGGUAUGAGGAGUGUAUGAGGUUAAUAGGAAAGGAUGAUGACAUUUGA
Molecule: messenger RNA, 837 nt
Organism: Perkinsus marinus ATCC 50983
Lineage: Eukaryota; Perkinsozoa; Perkinsida; Perkinsidae
Exons: 8
Coding region: 1-837 (278 amino acids)
Biological process (GO): import into nucleus
Cellular component (GO): cytoplasm
Source: RefSeq, a predicted model, not a curated record